Messenger RNA from Akanthomyces muscarius, 918 nucleotides. RefSeq lists its product as uncharacterized. The record is from RefSeq and is a predicted model, not a curated record. Gene Ontology annotation, cellular component: nucleus. Gene Ontology annotation, biological process: DNA-templated transcription; transcription elongation by RNA polymerase II; regulation of mRNA 3'-end processing. Bases 1 to 918 code for a protein of 305 amino acids. Gene Ontology annotation, molecular function: RNA polymerase II transcription regulatory region sequence-specific DNA binding; zinc ion binding. The transcript has 3 exons. Lineage: Eukaryota; Fungi; Ascomycota; Sordariomycetes; Hypocreales; Cordycipitaceae.
AUGGACCAAAGAGAGCUCGAGUCGCGCAUCAAGGCGCUCACCAAGAGCGUCAAUGCCAAAGAGGCGCCGGAAAAUGCCCUGCGCUUGCUGGAUUCGCUUAAGAAGGAUGCAGCGCCCACGGAGGAGAUGCUAAGGACGACUCGUGCCGGUGUUUUUGUCGGCAAGCUGCGAUCAAACCCCAACAAGGAGAUUGCCCGAUCCGCCUCCGAGCUGGUGAACAAGUGGAAAAAGCUCGUCGAGCAAGAAAAGAACUCGAAGCUGCAAAAGUCCAAGCUCGGCUCCCCCGCAUCCGGCGCCGCCUCCUCGCCCCCGAUCACCCCCAGCGCGGCGGCCGCGCCUGCUGCCGCGUCCCACAGCGUCAAGAAGUUCACCGGCAACCCCGAGACGCGCAAGUACGACGCCGACGGCGUGGACACGAAGCGGACCGACUCGACGGUGCGCAACAGCUGCAUCGGGCUCAUCUACAACGGCCUCGCCUACCGCUCCACCGCCUCCGAGUCGGACGUGCUCGCCAAGUCGGUCGCCGUCGAGGCCGCGGCCUUUUCGCACUUUAAAGGCGAGGGCGCCGACUACAAGAAGAAGAUCCGCUCCCUCUUCACCAACCUCAAGAACAAGUCGAACCGCGCGCUGGGCGUGAGCGUCAUGGCGAGCGAGAUCCCGCCCGAGCGCUUCGUCGCCAUGACCGACGACGACCUCAAGAGCGACGACCAGCGCAAAAAGGAGAUUGAGCUGGAAAAGGAGAAUAUGAAAAAGGCCCAGGUGCCCAUGGCGGAGAAGAGCAUCAGCGACAGCCUCGAGUGCGGCAAGUGCAAGAAGAAGAAGGUCAGCUACACGCAGGCCCAGACUCGUAGUGCGGAUGAGCCGAUGACGACGUUUUGCGAGUGCAUGAAUUGCGGUAACCGCUGGAAGUUUUCCUGA